This is a messenger RNA of Closterium sp. NIES-67, 1538 nucleotides long. The record is from the annotation of a GenBank genome assembly. Lineage: Eukaryota; Viridiplantae; Streptophyta; Zygnematophyceae; Desmidiales; Closteriaceae.
ACUGGCUUGGCUUCCUGCCUGCCUCUUCCACACAAACCCUAAUCAGACUAAUCCUAGAUUCUCCUACAGGCGUGAUCAGCGUAAGCUUCGAUUUACUUUAGGGCGACGUCCAAUGGCGUCGGACCCGGCCCCGUCGGCGGACAAGUGGAUGAACUUCCUGACGGAGGCGAAUCUCGAUGACGACAACUUCGCGCCCGGCGUGCUGCUGCCGUCGCAGCCUGCGUUAGAGCAGGUUGCGUGCAGCGCCGAGGGUGGCGGCGGGAACACGGAGGAAUGCGACAAGACGGGGUCCAGCAGCCGGAAGAGGUCGCGCGACGAGUGUGCGACCACUGCUGACGUGUCGUGCAGCAAGGCCAACCGGGAGAAAAUGAGACGCGACCGCCUCAACGACAGGUUUCUGGAGCUCAGUAGGUCGCUGGAGCCAGGGAAGGCGCCCAAGUCUGACAAGGCGAGCAUUCUGUGCGACGCCGUGCGGGUGCUGAACCAGCUAAGGGCCGAGAGAGAAGCGCUCAAGGAGUCAAACAUUCAGCUCCAGGAGCAGAUAAAGGAGCUCAAGGCUGAGAAGCACGAGCUUCGGGAGGAGAAGGCCCGGCUCAAGUCAGAGAGUGAAAAGCUGCAGCAGCAGGUGCAGGGCUCAGCAGCAGCAGCGGCUACCCCCACCCACGCCACCCACGCCACCCACACCGCCACUCCCACCGCCGCCAUCCCUGUCCCCACCAUGCCGCUCCACCACUCCCCCCCCACCGCGCCCCCCACCCCCAUGGCGUACCAGCCUCACCCCCACGCCGCUGCCAUGCAGGCUGCAGCCGCCGCGUAUGCCGCCCAGAUGCAGCACUGCCAGAUGGCCCUAGGGACGCCCAAGGGGGCGCACAUGGGGGGCAUGCCCGCUCCCAUGCCCUCUCCCAUGUCUGCUCCCAUGCCCUCUCCCAUGCCUGCUGGCAUGCCUGGUGGCAUGCCUGGUAGCAUGCCUGGUAGCAUGCCUGCUGCUGUGUCCCAUGCUGUUGCUCAGCCGGCUCAGUUUGCUGCUGGGCCGCCCAUGGCCAUGUGGCAGUGGAUGGCGCCUACCUCGGUUGACACCUCGCAGGACCACAUGCUCAGGCCGCCUGUUGCCUAGAAGGUUACAACCUGCCUCAGGGUAACUCCUGCCUUGGAUGACACCUAGCGGGACCACACCACAUCCUCAAGGCUGUCAGUUGCCUCAGAUAACACCUUCCCUGGUUACACUCUGCAAAGCCGCAUUCUCAGUUGGCGUCUCUCAGUUAAACCUUGAAUAAUUGCAUGCACAGGCUGGAUGUCUGCGUGAAGGGAUGGUUUGGUGUGGCUAAUUUGUGGGUGGAUGAGGGAAGGGCAUGGGAAGAGUGAGCAGUGUGCUGAGUAAUACCGUAAUCCCCCGUAUAUAACACCCGCCGAAAUAGUCACUCCGCGGGUGGUUUAUGCGGGGGAGAGCUUAUGAUAGGGUGAAUCUAGGAGAGCACCCGCUUUUCGGGGGUUGCAUUUUACAUAACACCCUCCUCGUUUUAUGCAGCAAAGAACAAUAU